UCAUUAGAACUGCUUUGUUUGAGAGCUUCCAGCCAGCAUCAUGGGUGAUCGAUUAACACAAUUGCAAGAUGCUGUAGAUCAGCUGGCCACACAGUUCGUUGCAUGCCUUCACUAUGUCAACAAGCGACAUGACCUUGAAACACUUGGCCCUAAUGACAAGGUUCGCGAAGUGAAAGAUGCUCCAAAAGAAGUUGAUUCACUUCCUCCAGAUGAGUUUCGAGCGGGUAUGGUAGAGUUGUCACAGGAUCUUAUUGUCAAAGAGCAGCAAAUCGAGGUCCUCAUCUCAUCUCUCCCCGGCUUAGACAACAGUGAGAUGGAUCAGGAGAGAUACAUCAAAGAGCUGGAGGAGGAUUUGAAGAUUGCUGAAGCCCAACGCCAAGAAGCAAUCAAGGAGAAAGAUCAGAUUUUGUCUGAGCUUGACAGUGUUAUUCGCAGCAUACGACGACCAUAAUUACGGGUUCGGUCUGUUUUUGACACGUUUAUUGAUGCGUAGCGAGGAGUUCAGGGUACGAAUAACCAAAUGGAAGGCUGACAGCCCAUGCAAACGAGCAUUUUAUUAUUUUUGUUGA
Fusarium oxysporum Fo47 is the source of this 569-nucleotide messenger RNA. RefSeq names its product mediator complex, subunit Med21. Gene Ontology annotation, biological process: regulation of transcription by RNA polymerase II. The record is from RefSeq and is a predicted model, not a curated record. Gene Ontology annotation, molecular function: transcription coregulator activity. Bases 41 to 451 code for a protein of 136 amino acids. Lineage: Eukaryota; Fungi; Ascomycota; Sordariomycetes; Hypocreales; Nectriaceae. Gene Ontology annotation, cellular component: mediator complex. The transcript is spliced from 3 exons.